Messenger RNA from Heterobasidion irregulare TC 32-1, 2081 nucleotides. RefSeq lists its product as uncharacterized. Gene Ontology annotation, cellular component: cytoplasm. Gene Ontology annotation, biological process: regulation of proteolysis; proteasome-mediated ubiquitin-dependent protein catabolic process. Bases 112 to 1959 code for a protein of 615 amino acids. The record is from RefSeq and is a predicted model, not a curated record. The transcript is spliced from 7 exons. Gene Ontology annotation, molecular function: ubiquitin protein ligase binding. NCBI's taxonomy places the organism in Eukaryota, Fungi, Basidiomycota, Agaricomycetes, Russulales, Bondarzewiaceae.
CAAGGCUCGUGGGAUCCUAGACCUUCUUCUUCGACACCUGUUGCUAGUCCUGGUACCGCAUUGUGGCCGGCACCCGGCUCAGCUGCUAGGGCUUCAUCAAGUAGUGUGCCCAUGAUGUCCAUGAAUCAAGAUGAAACAUCCAGGCAUUGGUCGUUCACUGCUUUUGAAUGGGUUGUGAGAGAUGUGAGGAAGCUGAGAGACUUUGUGGAACGCGGACCGCCUCAGGCGAAGGACGCAGAAGGGAGUAACGAGAAUGCUGAAACGGAACUUCGCGACAGCUUCGAGAUUUUGAAUGAGUCGCCCAUGCUUGGAGAUGGCAAGUUCAAGCUCGAGAUAGGUGCGUUCAUGCCUCACGACUCGAUAACCCCAACAUUAUCGCUCUACGUGACAUGCUUGAUGCUCGACUAUGCAAAUGCAGAGUAUGAAUUAUCUGCUUCCAUCCUAGCCGCCAUCAAAUGUCAAGAUGAUCGUGUUGGUGAGCGACGAGCUCGUGCGAACUGGAUAUGGGAGAACUGGCAAAAUGAGUGGGCAUUCAGGCAAGAGAAUGAAGUUUGGGAAUACCCUUUGCCCUCUCUGACGACGCUUCUAGAAAAUCCUAGAAUAGAUCAGACCGACUCAUUUGUGAUUUGCAUUCAGAUCCACACUCCUGUUGGCCCGUUUUUCCCUCAACACCCUUCCGCCUAUUACGUUCCCCGUGACCUUCUUGAUGGGUUGGAAUCGUCUCUGGACAAUUCGAAUACUGGUGAUGUCCAAUUUGUAUGUUUGGAGCGCAUGCCACAAGAUCUGCGACAAGCGCAUAGCAGUGUGUCCCCAUCUCCGUCGGCACACAGCCUUCGCUCGUCCGCGUCUUCCUCUUAUUCUCCCUUUCAAUCUCACUCAACUGUCCGGAAACGCAUCAUCUAUGCGCACUCCGACAUCAUAACUCGCCGCUCUGAUUACUUCUCUACCAUGCUAUCUUCGUCUUUCUCUGAGAAUAUGGCAACAAGUGAACGAAAGAUAUAUGUUAUCACUGUAGAAGAGGCCGACUUUGUCACAAUCUACUGGCUACUCAAGUGGGUUUAUGCAGAUUGGGUUCUGUUUACAGAGAACGACGACCCAAGAGCUGCUGUAGAUGGAGUUGGCGCCGGUUGGAGUGCAAGAUGGUUGAAUGCGCGCAAUGUGAUCGGAGAAUGGGACUGGAAAACGUUCAGUAAGACCGGUUCUGCUGACGAGCUCAGUGUCAGCGGUAGGGAUGAAGUCAGGAGCGCAGCCAGUGGAGAAAGUGCAAGGUCAGUCGGUGAGGGCCGGGAGCCAAUAGAUGAUAAGGGCAAACAGACCCUCCGGGUCAACGUCUCAUCUUCCAGCUCAUCAAUGCGAUCGACUCCUCAGCGACCUGCGCCCUCUGGAAAGACUCCUCAAAGCUCGCCAUCUGCGUCACGUUCUGGCAACUCAAUUUCUCGUCGCGGAGGGGCACCGAUCCCCAUCGCCAUUCCCAAUCAAUCUUCGUCCAGUCGCUCGAAAACUGCACCUCUCCCAAUCCCGGUUAGUGCUCCGCACUAUCCACUCUCUCCUCGCAAUCAACGACAACAUGUCCACACAUCGGGAGUGCCAUCGAUCCCUGAUCCUCAUGCCCAUCCGACUCCAGCUCCCCCUCCCGCUUCCGCUUUGUCCAUGUAUCAGAUUGCCCAUCGGUAUGGUAUGCCUGGCCUGGCCUCAUUGGCAUUGGAACAUAUAAUGUCUACUAUCACACCGCAAACGAGCUUUGCAUUGCUGUUGGCGACUUCUGUAUGGGAGGAGCUCCAUUCUCUAAUCGAGGAUUAUGUCGUUGAGAAAUGGGAGGAAGUAUCCGUAUCGGGAGAAUUCGAGAGAUGCUGCGAGGAGGUCGCUUCUGGAGAAUGGGGCCCCGACGGUGGCAAGACUCUGAUGACUCUGUUCAGACGAUUGCGCUCGCCAACCGCCUUUCCUUACUCUCGCAAUUGAUUAGCAAAAUGAAAGCGUACAGACAGCGCCAUGGACUACUCUCUAUAUGUAUUCUCUAGCUUUCGUCAUGAUGUUUCUAGCUGUUUGUAGACAAUAUUCUUGUAAUACCAACUCUUCCUGUC